Aureobasidium musti is the source of this 2970-nucleotide messenger RNA. NCBI's taxonomy places the organism in Eukaryota, Fungi, Ascomycota, Dothideomycetes, Dothideales, Saccotheciaceae. The record is from the annotation of a GenBank genome assembly.
AUGCCUGCCUCACAGUUUGACAAGGCAUUCUCUCUACUGGAGCAAUCGUUUCGAGACGCCAACUUCCUGAAAGCAUAUAAGGCAUUGCCCUCGCGACAGACGACCGAAAAGGCCGAAUCUCCUAGGCACGCAGACUUCUCCGACGACGAUGAUGAUUCGGACUUGGACUUCUCGGACGCCAGUAUGCACGAAGGAUAUGGACCUAGAGACGCUCCUUCUAUCUCUCUCAUGCGCCGUAGCUCGACGCUGCCUCCCACCCCGCCUACACAAUCGCGCAAUGUGAGUGCAACAUAUGCUCAUCUGGUGCCUUUGCCACGAGAGAAAGCAGGCACCAAUACGCCUCCGAACCAGCAAAGACCGCCAACUCCCGAUCUCACUCCACCGAAUCUCCGCAUCAAGGAUCUUGCGCCGCCACGACCUAACAUGCCGCACUCUACCUCUUCGCGCGCCGAAUCUUUCAUGACCGCAAGAGAGACUCAAAGCCAAGCCAGUGCCAGCGCCAGCACGAGCCAGGCCAGUCUUCCGCUAAAGUCAGAAGCAGCACAUAAAUGGUUGGAUGCGACAAGGGGUAUGCGGUUGAGCAGUCUACCGCGGGGCGUUAUGGACAGUCAAAGCCAACUGCGGAGCACCUCAUCGGGUUCUGGAGAGACGACACCAACGCAAGAAACACAUGGUGCUUUUCCUGCACCAACCAUCUCUUCUAAUCUGGUAGAAUACAUUACUCCAGACGGCCUGGACAGACAAUCUUCUACCCCCGAGUCCGAGGCCGGCAAUUUCAUGAGGAAUGUAACCGUCCGCAAGAAGCGUGCUGAUCACGCUCACCAACAAACAACAUCCAGUCAAAAUAGUCUCACCAGUAGUCACAAGAUAUCGAAAUCUGCAGUCAUGCCACAUCUUGACGAAGUCGACGGGAGCCCCUCUACAGUCAAGCACGGAGAGACUCUUGAUUGGUCAGAGACAGACCACAAUAAACCGCACCAGCAAAUACGGAAUAAGAAUUCGAAACGUCUUUCUGCUGCAUCCACCACGUCGACUGUCAUCGAGGCCUUUGUCCUUACGGGUCCACCUCAACAGCAGAAGCAACCAGCCUUGCGACGAGUCAGCAGGGUCGAUACCUUACGCGAGGAUACUUCCUCAAGACGAAGCUCACUCGAGUCUCAGCACAGUUCGAGUUACAAGCCAUCGCCCCUGUCUGGACGAAAGCACUUGGUUAAUGGCAAUAUUGACGCAACACGAUCUGCUUCCAAUCCCGAGACUGGUCGCGCCAAAGUGCCGGUAAUUGUCAUCCCUGAGCGCCGUUCAUCUCGCUCCUACACCACGGCUGAGGUGACUGAAAAGACACAUUUGCUUACUUCUUGUCAGAAUCGGCUGCACCACUCGAAAAACCACGUUUCUUUAAAGCAAGACUACAUGGAAGGCGAGACUCCACGUACAUCACUGGAUCGAGAGAUCGAUCUUAACAGUGACAUCUGGCUCGAUUAUGCCUCUCCGGACCGAACUGAUCAACUUCUGCGAACAAAACUACGCCAUGUAUCUGCUCCCAUUCGAACCAGUACUGACUCUUCGAACAACACUUCGAGAGGCGUGUUUCAUCGCAUCAAUGGCCAGGAUGCGAAGAUAAAACUCGGCGCACAGCAAGGUUGGAAAAGGCACUCUCUCGACGCCGAACUUGAGUCACCCGAGCUGGAACGCCCAUCGAGGCUGUCCGUGGAACAUGUUCAGCCGACCGAUGACAGACUCUUGCUACCUUCUCAGCAGAGAAACCUGUCAAGUCAAGCGCUGUCUGACUAUGCCCAGCAGACCUCGCCUCGCAAGUCGUCUGAGUCCAGAGACAUCCAUAAUCUUCACUCUAGCACAAGCCCUUUCUCACAACUCUCCGAUCGAACAGACUCAAUGGAAUUGAACGAGGCCCAAGCUAUCAAUCUUUAUGCGCAUGAGAACAAAUCCCUGUUGAUGGUUCAGAAUGUGGCGAAAAGACGAUUGGCCGAAGCUCAGAACAUGGGUGGGACCAGCGACAUAGAAGCGCUCACAACCCCCGAGAGUGAAGAAGAGUCUGUCAUACCACCCUCGCAACCUACAUUCUACGCCGUCAUCGACACACCAACACCUACCACUCUCGAAGAUCCCAACCGUGUGGAAGUCGACUCCCCUCUCCGAAACCCGCGCACAGCCCCGCAACCACCACGUCUGCCCGCCGUCAUCGUCAGUCCUGCGACUCCAUCGUCUCAGUUCCGUAAGACGCCAUCUCCUCCCUCACCACCACUUCGCCGACCAUCUCUUGUCGAAAAGGCGCGAAGAUAUUCUGAAACAUUGAUCCAACCACUCCUUCCCUCCUCUCUUUCAAGACGAAAUAGUGUCUCGUCACAACGACCAAAGAGCCAACAAGACAGAGACACAACUCUACAUCCCUUCUGGCGACCUCGAGGCUUCUGGGACGAUUUCACAGACAGCGAGGAAGAAGAGUAUUCAGAUGACGAGUUGCCUCUGGGUGGAGAUACCUCUGACGUCCAGAGUCUAGAAUCUAUCGACCAAACCAGAGGUUGGAGACCCAAACGCUUAAGUGUGAGAUUACCUGGAUUCAGAGGCCAAGGAGGUUUCAUGCUAGGAAACUCUUUAGGGAUUGAUAGACACGGCACCAAUGUGCGUCGCCAUCACGUUUCCAUCACCAACGAUGACCCUCCGAGAUCUUUACAUCAGCAACACGCGGAUCAACAGAGAUCACUGCUCACAAGACUCUUUGUCUCGUUUCCUAGUCUCAGGAAAAGGAAAAGCACGGAUUUGUUGAGGGCAGCUGCGCAGAGUACGGAGAGUUUAAGGCGAUUGAGUCAAAGACAUCAACGUCGAUGGGGGUUUAGUGGGUUGAGGAGGAAGAUGGUGAGGAGGAGGGAGAGGAAACAGCAAGUCAAAAGGGAGAAGUAUAGAGAAGAGAUCAAAGGUAGGAUUGGGGCUCCUGUUUACGUGGAGGGAUGA